GGCUGGAAUGCUUCGAUAAUAGCUGUGUGACGUAUCGUCGAGGCCAAAGUCCGUAACGGAGAAGACUGGAAUGCGCGGCCAGACGCAAGCAGGACCAAGGCGAGUGCAGUCCGUACGCAGUCGAAAGAUGUAGAGCAGUACCAACGAAAAAUAAACAAGACUGCUCGCAGCACCCAACAGAAAUCUGUCUGUCUCAGGAUCCCAAGAUUUCCAGAACGAAGCCGAAAAAAACAAGAGAAAAAAAAGAGACAAAAGAAAUAGAAACCAAAAAAAGGGAGGAUGGGAUGGGCGACCAGCAAGCGGAGACUGAUGAGAAAAUAUCUUGAGCUAAGGCUACCGAGGCUGCCUUUUCAAGGUUGCGGGCUGUUGCGAGCUGCCAAACCGGUCUGGGAGAUGAUGAUCACAGCUGACGGCCCGAGCGUGGCUGGAGACAGACGGGCAAAAAAACAGCGCGACUGUUUAGCUCUGACUAAUGGAGGCGUCGGCGAUGGUGAUGAUAGUGAUGGUGAUGCUGAGAUUGUGAUUGUGCCGGGUCGAGCUUGUUGUGCUAGGGGAAGAAGGCUGGCUGAGAGGGUAGAGGUUGAAAGUGAGAGGAAGAGGAGGAAGAAAGAGGUCUGGAGAUUUCAAGGUGCUGGAUGGCAAAGUACGAGUACAAGUGGAGGUACAUGUACGAGUCCCGUACAGGCUGCACGCUUUUUUUACAGGCUUCCAGUCGCUACGGUACAGCCAGCAUGGAGGGCCCCGGGGAGAUCAGGCCCGAGCGCUGCAGUGACAAGUGACGGGGGGGCGACUGGGGAUGGAUUGAUGGAUGGCGUGAGUGACAAGCAGCAGAUGGCUGUGGAGGAAGAGGGAAUAAAAGAGGAGCCGGAGUGCAUGAUAAUGGUGCUAGUAUUUCUUUGAGCAGAUUUUUAAUUUUUUAUAGCACAC
Trichoderma harzianum CBS 226.95 is the source of this 927-nucleotide messenger RNA. RefSeq lists its product as hypothetical. Bases 280 to 900 code for a protein of 206 amino acids. NCBI's taxonomy places the organism in Eukaryota, Fungi, Ascomycota, Sordariomycetes, Hypocreales, Hypocreaceae. The transcript has a single exon. The record is from RefSeq and is a predicted model, not a curated record.